ACUUUUACUACAUUAAUGUUAUAUUUUAUUAGGAUAGGAUUACUUAUGUCUGUAGGUAUUUAUUGUGAUUUUCUUACAACCUUUAACUAUAGUACAUGAGGAAAUCUUUAAAGUGUUACAAAUGCAUUCUCAAAAGGGAAAUAACUAUGCAAGACUGGAGUUUUUACGCAAAACAAUUCUUUAAGGCAAAAUGUCAUAUCUAAAGGACACAUGGGUGUGAUCUGAGGAACUGCCUGAGUUGACGCAGAUUUCAUGUUUGAUGUGGUUAUUCAUAAGCAUGAUUCUUCAUUUUAACCACUAAGCAGGGUCAUCCUCUCUCAUGAGGAAGCCUGUGAGACUGAGGAGUUGAAAUGAAGCUUUUCUACUUUUUUCUUCUCUUUUUCACAAAUGGUGAGGUUGUGUCUGCUUGUGUUUAUUGAGGAGAUUUAUUUAUUGGUAUAUAUUUUUUUAAAUAAUAAUAAUUGCCUACAUUGUCUGAAUCAGCAGGUGUAAAUCUAACAAAAGGACAACUACAUAUGGAGUUCCCUGGAGAAAUGCUUCUAAGAUUUGUUUUUCAUCCGAACUACAGUUUCUAUACAAAGUAUUGUUGUAAGUUUACUAGAUAUGGGUGCAUGGUUUUUGUGAAUAGCAAGGGAUAUGUUCACAGUGCUUACGAAGGAAGAAUAGAAACUAAUGCAUACCCUGGAAUAUUUGAUGUUCGAAUCUGGAAUGUGCAUUCAAAUGAUGCUGGGACAUAUAGAUGUGAAAUCCGUACACCACAAAACAGCAUUUACCAGGAUUUUCAAGUUGUUAUAGCUGAUGUUGAAACUGCAAUGAAUCCAAUACUAGACAUUCCAAAAUCUACCAUCCCACCAGUGCACCAAAUAUUAGAUACACACCAGGAGAUAUCUAGUAAUGGAAAAUGGAGCUUGAAAUUCCUACUGGGAACCAUUUUUGGCAUUGUAGUAAUCACUCUCAUUAUAUCCAUCACUCUGGCAGUGAUCUGCUAUAAAAAGAAGUCAAAAGAUACAUGUGUUAGAAGCGUCCGCAGUGCACCCAGUGUUACUGAAGAACAGCUACCUCAGGAGCUCAUCUACACUACAGUGGAUUUCAAAUGUCAUCAAAAAACUUUCAACAUAUACGCCAACCUGGACAUCCACAACUCAAGACCUGAUUUAGGCAAUGCACUGCCACCACAGGACAAUGUAGAGUAUGCUUCAAUAGCUGGGGUUCUAUGAGUAGAAAAGUAAAAUUAUUACAAUACCUUGUUCAAAAAUAGUAUGUAGGCUGUAAUGCCCUACAGUAUUUCUGUGUAAACAAAUUCCUUGUGAUUUUUGGAUGUUGUUAUUUUGGACUCUGGUCAAAUGAGAUAUGAGCUUUUUGUACAGUUCAUAUUGGCAGUAUUCACUGGUAUGUACAUUGCAAUAUUUGCUUAAGACUCAAUUUUAAACGGACAUUUCCGUUCAAUUAAAGUCUGAGACCACAAGUGAAGUGCUAUCUAAUUCUAUUUUGUGUUCUUUGUUAAUUUAAUACAAUAAUUUUCAUUACAAAUUGACAUUUGUCUUUUGUACCAAAUAAUGAGAGUGAGCUUAUGCGUGGACUUCACAAGUUUGGGCAAAAACUUAUGAUGUAUUUUGGAUACAUAGUUUUGUCCAAAAACAUGUAACUUUAACAAAAACUUUAAUACCUUUUAAAUAGUGAUCUAGAAAUAAUAGAAUCUAAAUAAUAAAUAUUCACAAUAUUAAACAACUUUUAUUUUUUAAUUCUUCAGUUUAUAUAGUCUCAGAUUUUGGGACAACAAUAUUAACAACCAAGAUCAUCCUGGUAUCACAAAACAGUCUUUUCUCUUUAUUGUGAAGUAUAUGGCACAUGACGCAUGUCCUGCUGACUACAUCUGAUGAAACAAAUGGAAAUGCUGAAGAGGACUGUUUCAUAGAUUCCAAAACAUUACUCUCAACAUUGGUGUACUUUAAUAUAGUGCUUGUGAUUCAAGUAGCCAAUAACAGGAACAGCGA
This is a messenger RNA of Clarias gariepinus (North African catfish), 1994 nucleotides long. RefSeq lists its product as uncharacterized. The transcript has 5 exons. The record is from RefSeq and is a predicted model, not a curated record. The coding region runs from base 516 to 1217 and encodes 233 amino acids. NCBI's taxonomy places the organism in Eukaryota, Metazoa, Chordata, Actinopteri, Siluriformes, Clariidae.